GUCGCGAACACGUGACACCGUUCCGCGUCCAAUAGAAAGAGUUUCUCCGCCACGUUUCCGUACAUAUGUGCGGACUGUGCGGAGUGCGGACAUCUCAUAACCUCAAAUUCGCGCGAACCUCGCCAUGGAUGUUGUAAAGUCAAUUUUGGAAGACAACCAAGGAAAGGCAGAUCUGAGUAAAUCCACGAAGGUGCACAAGGAUGUGGAGCUCGACAUCGAUCUGGGGACCCUACUCGCGUCCGACUAUAACCCUCUGGACGCGAAGACUCUCGAAUCGAAGUCAGAGACAUAUUUAAGAAAUCUGACCAGAGACAACGUACAGUUGCUGAUCAAUGAGAUUUGGCAACUGCCAGUGGAACGGGUUGACGAGGCUAUAGUGGCUACAUUGCCCAAGCCUGAGUACGUAUUGCCACGCUCGCGCGUAAUUCCGAAGCCCAAGCCUUUGACAAAGUGGCAGCAGUUUGCCAAGGAAAAGGGAAUACAAACCAAGAAGAAGGGUAAAUCUAAAUUGAAAUGGGACGAGGAAUUGAAGAAAUGGAUUCCCACGCACGGUUAUAAACGAGCGAAGGCUGAGGAGCAGAAGGAAUGGUUGGUAGAGGCCAAAGGCAAUGGUGACUCGACCGAAGAUCCGUUUUCUAAAACCAAAUCGGCUAAGCAGGAAAGGCAGUCCAAAAACGAAUUGCAGAGGCUUCGCAAUAUAGCCAAAUCGAAAAACGUCAAAUUACCAAGGGUUGGUUUACCUACCAGAGAACACUUUUCGAAUUCUCAACAGCUUUCUGAAGCUCUAACUGUAGCGCGUACGUCGACAGCAUCUGUUGGAAAAUUCCAGUCUAGGUUGCCGAAAGAAAAGGAUGCAAAGGGAAUUGCCAAGGAGAUGUCAGGAAUGAAGAGGAAGAGGAAAGCACCUCCGUUAAAUCCUAUCGAAGAGAAACGUCAAAAUAAAGGCCUGAUAGACAGCGUUUUGAAAACCAGUACGAAGAUUCUGCGCGACGACUGCUCGACGGGAAUUGCAGAGAUAAAGCAGUCCGCGGCAAGCGGCAGUAAAAAGAGGAAAGGCGCGCUAAAGAACAACAAAAGUAAAACCGCUAAAAAGCCAAAGGCGGGGAAGAAAGAGCGGAAUUUGCACAAGAAAGUUGGCGGUAGAAAGCGACGAUAAAUUAAGAUGUCUGUAAUAAUAUCCGUAGCAAUAAGUCGAAUUUGAUGUGCAAGUUUUAAAUGCGUUCAAUUUUCUAUGUAAAAAGAUUUUAAUAAAAUCGAAAAUAAUGUUGAGAAAACA
Messenger RNA from Temnothorax curvispinosus, 1276 nucleotides. RefSeq names its product ribosome biogenesis regulatory protein homolog. Gene Ontology annotation, molecular function: protein binding. Gene Ontology annotation, biological process: ribosome biogenesis; endonucleolytic cleavage in ITS1 to separate SSU-rRNA from 5.8S rRNA and LSU-rRNA from tricistronic rRNA transcript (SSU-rRNA, 5.8S rRNA, LSU-rRNA); ribosomal large subunit export from nucleus. Gene Ontology annotation, cellular component: preribosome, large subunit precursor; nucleus; nucleolus. Lineage: Eukaryota; Metazoa; Arthropoda; Insecta; Hymenoptera; Formicidae. The record is from RefSeq and is a predicted model, not a curated record. The transcript is spliced from 5 exons. The coding region runs from base 125 to 1156 and encodes 343 amino acids.